Cladophialophora yegresii CBS 114405 is the source of this 864-nucleotide messenger RNA. RefSeq lists its product as uncharacterized. The transcript is spliced from 3 exons. NCBI's taxonomy places the organism in Eukaryota, Fungi, Ascomycota, Eurotiomycetes, Chaetothyriales, Herpotrichiellaceae. The coding region runs from base 1 to 864 and encodes 287 amino acids. Gene Ontology annotation, molecular function: oxidoreductase activity. The record is from RefSeq and is a predicted model, not a curated record.
AUGUCAUACCUGGUCUGGCUUGUGACCGGUUGCUCUCCAGGCGGCUUCGGAGAGUGCUUCGUGCACAGCAUCCUCGCUCGUGGGGAUAAAGUCAUUGCUACGGCUCGCAAUCUGGAGAAGAUUAAGCACCUUGGGAAGGCUGGAGCAGCUGUCCUUCAGCUGGAUAUCACCGACACCCAGCAAAACAUCAACAACACCAUUUCCAAGGCUAUCAGCGUCUAUGGUCGGAUCGACGUCUUGGUGAACAACGCCGCGUAUGUUGCCAUUGGGACCUCGGAAGACUUAGAAGCCGAUGACUUUCAAGCUCAAUUUGACACAAAUGUCUUCGGUACCAUCAAGGUAACACGUGCCGCCUUGCCUCAUUUUCGACAGCGACGUGCAGGGACAGUGGUAUUCAUCGGCUCGCUUUCCGGAUGGAUAGGACAUCCAGGUGUUGAUGCCUACGCUGGAUCAAAACAUGCACUUGAAGGGAUUGUCGAAAGCCUUCACCACGAGACGUCCCAUCUGGGCAUCAGGACACUUCUCAUAGGGCCAGGACGCUUCCGCACCCUACUCCUCUCCAGCCAAAACAUGAAAGCCGCCCAGACCAAAGUUGCCGACUACAACGACUUCAGUCACGCUCUUCUUACCGGUCUGGCGAAAGAGGACCAAAGACAGCCAGGAAAUCCUGUGAGACUUGCUGAGAUUGUCGUUGACCUCGUCCGCCGGGAAGGCCUUGCUCAGGGACGAGAGGUUCCAUUCCGACUUCCCCUCGGCAUUGACUGCUUCGAUGAAGUACAGGCCAAGUGCGAAGAGACGCUGAAAUUGCUGGAAGACUGGAAAGACGUCUUACGUAGUACGGAUCACAAUGAUCAGACGAAGUAA